Molecule: messenger RNA, 318 nt
Organism: Miscanthus lutarioriparius
Lineage: Eukaryota; Viridiplantae; Streptophyta; Magnoliopsida; Poales; Poaceae
Source: the annotation of a GenBank genome assembly
AUGGGUGAUGAUGGAAAAUUGAAGGAAUCCGCAAUUGAUGUGGGAAAGCUUGAUAAAUUGAGCAAGAUCCAAGAAGCUAAUGCAAACCGCAUGAAGGUGCUAGAAUUGCAGCAAAAGUUGUCUUUCGAUAAGAUUGAGACCACAAGGCUUGCCCAUCUAACAGCGCAGGAGAAUAGAGAGUCAGAAAAGCUAGAGAUGGAGAGGAGGAGGCUUGAGAUGGAAUCAAAGAAGUUUGAGAUGGAGGGGAAGAAGCUUGAGAAAGAAUCAAAGAUGAUGGAAGCAAUAAGAACCUCAUCUCACAAGACACAAGUUCAAUGA